Molecule: messenger RNA, 424 nt
Organism: Rhodamnia argentea
Lineage: Eukaryota; Viridiplantae; Streptophyta; Magnoliopsida; Myrtales; Myrtaceae
Product: AMP deaminase-like
Exons: 4
Coding region: 41-424 (127 amino acids)
Biological process (GO): AMP metabolic process; IMP salvage
Cellular component (GO): cytosol
Molecular function (GO): AMP deaminase activity
Source: RefSeq, a predicted model, not a curated record
GGACGAUGAAAGCAAGCCUGAAAGGUGCCCCACAACACAUAUGCCCACACCUGCUCAAUGGCCUAGAGUAUUCAUUCCAGCAUUUUCGUACUAUGCUUACUAUUGUUACGCAAAUCUCUACACCUUGAACAAGCUUCGGGAGUUGAAGGGAAUGACAACUAUAAGAUUUCGUCCACAUUCCGGGGAGGCUGGUGACAUUGAUCACCUUGCUGCAACAUUUCUCACUUCUCACAACAUUGCACAUGGGAUCAAUUUGAGAAAGUCUCCCGUACUCCAGUAUCUGUAUUAUCUUGCACGAAUCGGUCUGGCCAUGUCUCCUCUGAGCAACAGUUCUUUAUUUCUAGACUAUCACAGGAAUCCUUUUCAACUAUUUUUCCUGAGGGGUUUAAAUGUGUCUCUUUCAACGGACAAUCCACUUCACUAA